GUCACAGCACAUUUGAUCCCUGAUAGGAGGACACCAACACACUGCAUCCCUCCCAUCCUCCUCUCCUCCACAGUCGUGUUUACUAUAGGUGAGAUAGGCCGUAUAAAUUCCUCGAGUGUGCGCAGAUCACAUCCUCAGAGGAGAACGGAAAAGGAGGAGGAGGGAAAGCAGCAGGAAAACAAGCGAACCUAGGGGAGCGGAGCUGUGUUUACCGCUCACUGGGAUAGACGCAGCAGAAGACGCUCGUUUCCAGUCAUCCAGGGCGGAGAAAUCUCGGUGGAUGCACGGAGAAGGAGGAGUGAGCGUAGAUGCUGACAAAACCCGAGAGUGCGAGACAUAUUUCGUGAUUGUUAUUAGACUUAAUCUUUCAAUUGGAAUACGCGUUUGCAUUCUCCAGCGAUGGACUUCAGCUGUCGGCACUGAGGCUCCCAGUUAUUUUGUUCUUCUUGUGACCUAAAGCGUCAUGGCGCUUCUUCACGAAUCUCGUGCUCCCUCUCCUUCUCUCUCCGGCUUCAACACACCCCUCUCUGAUCCUCCAUCCUAUUGUCGCUUCGAUGCCGAAACACCCUGCACCCCAGAAAUGGACCUUACCCCGACCCAGUGUGUCAUUCGUAACGUCCUAUCUAUGGACACCGGAAGAGCUGUAGAGCCCGAGGGUGGAGGGGGAGAGGGCCAGAGCACGGGCCACAACCAGACACCAGGCGAGGAACAACAGGAGCACUUUGCCAACAGCGUGCUGAAGCUCCACGAGCAUGACAGGAGUCCAGGAAGGACGGAGGGAGAGGGGCAGGAGAUGGAGGGCAGUGCGGUCAGGAACCAGGCCGGUGUUGCCAGGCUACAGUGCCAGUCUACCGGAGGGUUUCUAGAAGGGUUGUUUGGGUGUCUGCGGCCUGUCUGGACUAUGAUCGGCAAAGCAUACUCCACAGAGCACAAACACGGCCUGGAUGAGGCAUGGGAGAUCCCAUUCGAGGAGAUUUCUGACCUGCAGUGGGUUGGCAGCGGAGCCCAGGGUGCCGUCUUUCUGGGAAAACUGUACGGACAGGAAGUGGCUGUAAAGAAAGUGCGGAACAUCAAAGAGACCGACAUCAAGAACCUGCGCAAGCUCAAACAUCCCAACAUUAUCACUUUCAAAGGUAUUUGUACCCAGGCUCCAUGUUACUGCAUCAUCAUGGAGUACUGUGCCCAGGGCCAGCUGUACGAGGUGCUGAGAGCAGGCAGGAAGAUCCAUCCCUCCCUGCUCAUGGACUGGGCCAUGGGCAUCGCUGGGGGCAUGAACUAUCUUCACCUCCACAAGAUCAUCCACAGAGACCUCAAGUCACCAAACAUGCUGAUCACUUAUGAUGACUCUGUGAAGAUCUCUGAUUUCGGCACGUCCAAGGAGCUCAGUGACAAGAGCACCAAGAUGUCCUUUGCCGGUACGGUGGCCUGGAUGGCUCCUGAGGUCAUACGCAACGAACCCGUCUCAGAGAAAGUGGAUAUUUGGUCAUUUGGCGUGGUGCUGUGGGAGAUGCUGACAGGAGAGGUGCCCUAUAAGGACGUGGACUCCUCCGCUAUCAUCUGGGGAGUGGGCAACAACAGUCUCCAUCUGCCUGUACCGGAUAGCUGUCCAGAAAGCUUCAAACUGCUCCUCAGGCAAUGCUGGAACUGCAAGCCAAGAAAUAGGCCCUCCUUCCGACAGAUUCUCCUGCAUCUGGACAUUGCUUCCGCAGAUAUCUUAUCGACUCCCCAAGAAACCUACUUCCAAACUCAGGUGGCGUGGAGAGACGAGGUGAGGCAUCACUUUGAGCAGAUCAAGUCUGAGGGGACGUGUAUUCACAGGCUGGACGAGGAGCUGAUCAAACGACGCAGAGAAGAACUCAGACAUGCCCUGGACAUCCGGGAGCACUACGAGAGGAAAUUGGAGAGAGCCAACAAUCUCUACAUGGAGCUCAACGCCAUCAUGCUGCAGCUGGAGAUCAAAGAGAAAGAACUGCACAAGAGGGAGCAGUCACUAGACAAGAAGUACCCGGGCUGCUUCAAGCACCAGAGCUCCAGACAGUCGGCCUCCUCCAACUCCAUGGAGAAGCUCAUGAAGAAACGCAACGUACCGCAGAAGCUGCCCUCUCACAGCAAGAGGCCUGACCUAUUAAAGUCAGAGGUCAUCCUCCCCAAACUGGACUCUUCCAUGACGCAGGUUACAAUCCCCAACAAGGGUUCCACCUCGCCCGGUCGCUCACGGCGAGGAAAGCCCCGCUACAGGAAGGCCGGGAAAGGCAGCAGCGGGGACUUGGCUCAGCUGAAAGCCACUCUCUCCUCUUCAUUAGCCAUGGUCAACUGCACCUCAUCUGUGCCCAGCAGCAAGCAGCACUUAGACCCCAGUGCAGCUCUCAGGGGGCUGCAGCAUGACCUGCUGCUCAAGAAGAUGUACUCCUCCAGCCCGGACCUCAUUUCAACCACGAUGGAGGCUGAGGACCGGAGGAAGGGCCAGGUCCGGACGGGGCUGGACAGAGUGGGCAGCCAGAGCGCCUCAGCCGGGCUGGGGGAGAGCAGAAGGACUGAAGGGACUGAGGAGGGGCCGGAUGUGGGUCUAGGGACUGAUGACCUGGCAGGAACCCCUCCACGCAGUGACACGCCCAGCGAGGAUGCAGCUUCCAUCCCUUUCUCCAGUAGCCCCGAGUCACCAUGUGGCAGGGGGGCCGCGGCGGGGAGGGCGUCCGUGCUCGGGAACCCCCGGGUUUCGCACGAGGGUGAGGAAAAGGAAGAAGGGACAGUGAUCACACGCUCACCCAGAAGUCAACGCCUCACUCCUGCAGCACUGCUUUACAGGGCAGCCGUCACACGCAGUCAGAGACGUGGAGUGUCAUCAGAGGAAGAGGAAGGAGAAGUGGACAGUGAAGUGGAGUUGCCAAGGAGACGGCGUCCCCUGAGCAUGACCAAGUGCCAGUCCCUGUCCACCUUCAGCUCAGAGAACUUGUCGGUGUCGGACGGUGAGGAGGGGAACACCACGGACCACUCCCACAGCGGCACACCGGACGUGGUCAGCACCAACACCGACGAGCGUCUGGAUGACAAGAGCGAUGACCUGCUCUCCCAGGGCUCAGAGAUCCCCGCCGACCCGUCCGACCCGACCCAGCUGGGCUCCGACGGAAUGUCUGAGAAAGAAGCUAUUCUUCGCCAAGUCAAGACCCAGCUCGCUAGUAAUGAUCAUAAUUUUGAGGCCCUUUAUGAUGACUCGGACUGUGACAGUGCAGAGCUGGAUCAUUCAGGCAGCGCAGACCCAGCCCCAGCCCCAGCCCCAGCCCCAGCCCCACCGCCACCCCCACCCCCACCUCCACCUCCAGCCAACUGGUGAAAAUCCCCCUAAACCAACUCAAACUCCUGCAGAUCCGGCCUGAGAAUGUCUCUGUUAUUCUAACAGACCUUCAAAUGCAUGAGCCAUGAUCAGGGACAUUUCAUUGACAGGAGAUGAAGGUGCAUCUCCGUCAUCACAAGCAGGAAAACCAAACAAACCCUUGGUGAGUGUUCUCAAAAUCCUGAUAUCCUUGGGAGUGAAAACAUAAAAUCCUAUUUAAUUUGAGAUAAAUGCGUCAGAGUUGUGUGAAACUGAUUUGGGCCACGAGCAGAGCUGAUGGCGCAACUGGCCCAGGAUCAGCUCUGCAGUGGCCUCAGUCAAAGAAGCCAUCCACACGACGGUCUGAUUAUGUCUCUUUCAUCUUCCAUGUCCGUUUGUAUUUUUCUCUCCGUCAUGAAAAGUGUCACGUUAUAUCACACCAUGUAAUGAGAACAUGAUAAUAAGAUCCUAUCAGGGUGUCAUGAUCUUUAAUGUUUAUAUUGUCAACGUCACUGGGACAUACACUGAUGUUGCUGCUUGCACUUAUUUGAUGAAAUGUACUGAUUUCCUCACGAUCAUCGUGUCAUAUUGCUUUCCUCUCAACACGUUAUGCAAUGACUAAGUUAUUCUUAUUUUAGUGAAUUUAUUGACAUUCUUAACAAUGUUUACAUUUUUCAUUUAUGUUUACAUUUUUUAUUUAUGUUUUUCGUCAUGGGUUAAGUUAUGUUUUUUACUCCUGUAUUUUAAUAUCUAUGUAAAUAUGUGAUGUUGUAAAAUGAACAAAUUUUAAAAAUGUGAGAUUGUAUAAUUUAAAGGUGCUGAUGUUUCUAAUUAGGUGGCACUACUCUAUUUGAACCUCAGAAAGCUUUUGGUAGUAGAAUGUACUGUAGCUGCGGUUCAUGUCCGAGCAUCGAAACACAGAUAAAAGAGUCACAUGUGAACAAAGAAAAAGCAAUAUGUCUGCUCUGGUGCAGUAUGUCCUGUCACAGGUCAGAAGAACCACAGCUGAACUCAUUCAGGGCAGAUGGGCUUCUUUAUUAGUAUUUGAGUGUUUACUGUAUUAACAUGCAAAACCCUCUUGCCAUCUAGGGGUGUAUAUAGCAUCAGAAAAGCAUGCUUGUGAUGAAGUACUGGGAGCCUAUUGGUCACUGUUUGUGACUCGUGUCAUAAUGAAAUAUUGGAUCCAUCCACAGAUAAAAAGAUGCAGAUUUCUGGCAGACAUUUUAAGACUCGAGGCAUAUGGAUGACGGGGAUACAAAACACAAAUAGAUCUCAGUGUAACUGGAAAAUAUGAUUAUUUGUAUGGUUGUCUGUUCCAACUCAGUUCUGCCUGACUUGUGGCCAAGCUGUUUGCAGUGUACCAGCACAGAAAAGAGAUUAGGAGUUUUUCAUAAUUUCUCAUCUAUUUGAUUCUAGUAUUGUUUUAGUGAAUAAAUCACAAAACAACCACAGGCUUGUGUGGCAUAAAUGGAAAAUUACCUUUAACUUACACCUGCAAUAUAUGGCCAAUUUGACUUACUGCCUUCCCCAUAUAUAGCAUUUUCAAAUGGGGAAGUUUCAAAAGCUCAAUAUAUAUGGUUUAUCCAUUUUUAGCACUCCGAACAUUGUCCUCACUCGCUGAAUUUUGGCCAAAAGAUGGUAAUUGUUUUACCUAUGUGCAAGGGCUCUUCCAUAACAGAUAAUACGAUACAUAUGACUCAUGUUUGAUGUACUUGUGUCCCUUGACAAGCCUUCUUGCAUGCAUGUGGUUCAAUCUGACUGUACAACAGCACUGCAGCCUGUUCCAUUAACUCAUGACUGAUCAGGUCCAACUCAAUAAGCUAAAAUUGGCAGCUUCCGUUUUUUAAUCUGGUGUUUUAAGAUUUUAAGAUAUUGUGCCCCCAAGAUUUAAUGAUAGAAACCCUCCUGCAGGAGAAAAUGUUGCCAAAAAGCAAAACUACUGCCCUCUAGUGUCUGAACUGUGGAGGUACUUGUUUUCCGUCAUGCUGAUAUAAACAACCCUGUAUGAACAAAAACGUUUGCUUUUUAUAUUAUUGUAACUGUACAAUAAAUAUAUUUAAGAAACAGUUUUAAAUAAAAAUCAAACCUGUAAAAUCUCAAA
Molecule: messenger RNA, 5411 nt
Organism: Gymnodraco acuticeps
Lineage: Eukaryota; Metazoa; Chordata; Actinopteri; Perciformes; Bathydraconidae
Product: mitogen-activated protein kinase kinase kinase 12-like
Exons: 14
Coding region: 464-3331 (955 amino acids)
Biological process (GO): protein autophosphorylation; JNK cascade
Molecular function (GO): JUN kinase kinase kinase activity; ATP binding
Source: RefSeq, a predicted model, not a curated record